Molecule: messenger RNA, 561 nt
Organism: Hypoxylon trugodes
Lineage: Eukaryota; Fungi; Ascomycota; Sordariomycetes; Xylariales; Hypoxylaceae
Exons: 3
Coding region: 1-561 (186 amino acids)
Source: RefSeq, a predicted model, not a curated record
AUGAGACGUAUCAAAUUAUUCCUUGCUCUUACGAGCCUCUACCCCCUCGUCAGCGCGUCAAGCGAUUAUCAACAUUCUACAACAGAUCUAGAACCCCUACAACCAUGGGAAACAAAUAUCACAAAUCCCAACUCCUUUCCCGCGGGGCCCGGAGUUUCCUUUGACGCGAGCGAGGCAAAUUGCACUUUUGAAUGGGAGUAUUGGGGUACCAAUGGGCCGUAUGGCCAAGCUUUCGGGUGCAUUACGACAGAAGAGUCUCAAUCAUCAUCCUCCUUCUCAGGCUCAAGCUCAACCUCGAGGUGGACCAUUGAGAUCUCUGAAGCGAGUGGUAACUGGACGUCGCCAACAGAGAACGUCGAUGUCAAAUUCACUCUCACGAGCAACUUGACGGUAGAUGUUAACGAGUAUUACAAGGUCCUAGCCGGAACGCAUCAUUUCGAGGUUGGGAAAAACAUGGUAGGAUCAUGUGGCGGCAGUGGCGUGUGCUCCUGGUAUUUAGAUAACAAAAACGGGCCGGCGUUGAUUCAUCCUACGAUUAUGGCUUGCGAGGGGGCUUGCUGA